This is a messenger RNA of Knipowitschia caucasica, 297 nucleotides long. NCBI's taxonomy places the organism in Eukaryota, Metazoa, Chordata, Actinopteri, Gobiiformes, Gobiidae. The record is from the annotation of a GenBank genome assembly.
AUGGGGUGGAGGUGUGGGGGGUGGGGGGAGGGUGUGGGGGGGUUUGUUUUGUGGGGUUGGGUAGGGAGAUUGGGUGAUGGGGGUUUUGGGGGGUGGGGUGAGGGGUUAGUAGGGGGUAGGAGGGGGGGGGUGGGGGGUGGGGUGUGGGGUGGUAGGGGGUUGAAGGUUGUGUGUUGGGGGUGGUUGUGUGGGAGGGGUUGGUUGAUGGUAGUGGUGAUUGUUGGGGGUGGUUGGGGUUGGUGGGAUGUAGGGGGGGGGAUGGGUUGUUGGUGGGGUUGGGGGGGGGUGGGGUUGUGA